Pteropus alecto (black flying fox) is the source of this 1044-nucleotide messenger RNA. It is a transcript of the gene EMG1, whose product is annotated as EMG1, N1-specific pseudouridine methyltransferase. The record is from RefSeq and is a predicted model, not a curated record. Gene Ontology annotation, cellular component: nucleolus; small-subunit processome. Gene Ontology annotation, molecular function: rRNA binding; rRNA (pseudouridine) methyltransferase activity. The transcript is spliced from 6 exons. NCBI's taxonomy places the organism in Eukaryota, Metazoa, Chordata, Mammalia, Chiroptera, Pteropodidae. Gene Ontology annotation, biological process: rRNA base methylation. Bases 148 to 882 code for a protein of 244 amino acids.
AGACAGGCUCCGGUAGUGCGGAACAGCAAGCCAUCGCCAUUUCCAAGCGCCCACUUUCAAAAUGGUAGCCGGAAGGACGUUUGCGAUUAGGGCGUGCGCGAGAUUUUAAUUUAAGGAUAUUAACAUGAUUUCCGGUCCGGCUGCAAGAUGGCUGCGCCCAGUGGUGGAUUUAAACCUCGUGAGCGUUGCAGUGGGGAACAAGAACAGGACUGGGAUGCCGUGGCACCCAAGCGGCCCCGACUUGGGGCGGGAAGCAAGAUGGGAGGCCGUAGGCUUAUUGUGGUGCUGGAAGGGGCCAGUCUGGAAACAGUCAAGGUAGGGAAGACAUAUGAGCUACUAAACUGUGACAAGCACAAAUCUAUGCUGUUGAAGAAUGGACGGGAUCCUGGGGAAGUAAGACCAGACAUAGCUCACCAGAGUUUAUUGAUGCUGAUGGACAGUCCCUUGAAUCGAGCUGGUUUGCUGCAGGUUUAUAUCCACACACAGAAGAAUGUGCUGAUUGAAGUGAACCCCCAGACUCGAAUUCCCAGGACCUUUGACCGCUUUUGUGGCCUCAUGGUUCAGCUUUUACACAAACUCAGUGUUCGAGCAGCUGAUGGCCCCCAGAAGCUCUUGAAGGUAAUUAAGAAUCCAGUGUCAGAUCACUUCCCAGUUGGGUGUAUGAAAAUUGGCACUUCUUUUUCCAUCCCAGCUGUUAGUGAUGUGCGAGAGUUGGUACCUAGCGGCGACCCUAUUGUUUUUGUGGUGGGGGCCUUUGCCCAUGGCAAGGUCAGUGUGGAGUAUACAGAGAAGAUGGUGUCCAUCAGCAACUAUCCUCUUUCUGCUGCCCUCACCUGUGCAAAACUUACCACAGCCUUUGAAGAAGUAUGGAGGGUCAUUUGACAGUAGGCCUUACUCUGAGACAGAGACUGUUGACAUUGUAUCCCUUGACCCUGUUUUCAACUCACUGUUAGAAGAUGACUUUUCUGCAUCAAGACUGUGUGGUUUGCGGAAGCCAAGGCUGUACAUUUGCUAUCUGUUUAUCCUAUAAAUAGUUCUUGUCAA